Homalodisca vitripennis (glassy-winged sharpshooter) is the source of this 1196-nucleotide messenger RNA. RefSeq lists its product as uncharacterized. The record is from RefSeq and is a predicted model, not a curated record. Bases 298 to 684 code for a protein of 128 amino acids. The transcript has 2 exons. NCBI's taxonomy places the organism in Eukaryota, Metazoa, Arthropoda, Insecta, Hemiptera, Cicadellidae.
UGAUGGACCCCUGGCCAUGAAGAUUCCAAAAGAAGCCCUGUCCUGUAAAUCCACUCCCUUAAUUAUCACAUUCCUCUUUUAAAACUAACAAACACACAACAUUAAUGUAAAUCCCACUCCAUUAACGUUGAAAAAAAUUGGACAUAACGUAUAUUAUGGAACUACGAGGUUGCAUAUUUUUUACGAAGCCUGCUCUUUUGAGCAAACCAGAAAAAAAAAUGUUAACGCCCAAACAUCAGCCAUUUUCUUUCACUUUCUUCACUUCUGGAACAAUGGAUUUACCGUCAACGAGUCGCAAUGCUACAGCAAUGGACGUGGACUGCAGUGUUACAGAGGCUACAGACAUGGACGUGGACUCCAGUGUUACUGAGGCUACAGAAAUGGACGUGGACUACAGUGGCUACAGGCAUGGACGUGGACUCCAGUGUUACAGAGGCUACAGGCAUGGACGUGGACUCCAGUGUUACAGAUGCUACAGACAGGGACGUGGACGCCAGUGUUACAGAUGCUACAGACAGGGCCGUGGACGCCAGUGCUACAGAUGCUACAGACAUGGACGUGGACUGUAGUGUUACAGAGGCUACAGAUACUGAAAACCUACCAGAGAUUCCAGUAGAAACUCAUGUAACAGUAAAUAGUGAUGUCACACUUCCUAAGUGUACUAAACAAACUAGUGAACAGUAAAAAUAUUUCCUAAUUAAUGAAGUAUAGUGAAGUUGUAAAUUUUUUAUUAAAUUUGUAAUUCCCUAGGCCUCUUUCAUUUUUUUACACCCAUAUUUAAUAUAACAUAAAAGUUGAGUAAUGUAUUAACAAUAUUUAGCAAUAAACCCUACAUCUGUAAAGCCAUUUUAUAUGCAGACACACUAAACCUGCAGACUCACAUGGACCUUCACAACUACCCCACACGCCAUGCCUCUAGAUUCGUCCUACCCCAACAUAGAUCAGCCCUCUUCGAGAAAAAACCGUCAUACGUAGGCCAAAAACUGAAAAACCUCCUUCCAGACCACCUCCGGACCCUGACUGGCAACAGACUGAAGAGCUUGCUUAAAGAAUUCCUGUUGAAGAAUCCUGUGUACAAGAUAGAAGAGUUCCUGGAAUUAAUGAACACAUCUCCUUAAUUCUACUUAUUGUAACUUGACAAAUUACUGUUCUUAAUGUUCAUGUAAUAAAUAAAUAAACAGUUUAGUUUGAAUUGA